Messenger RNA from Oppia nitens, 2134 nucleotides. RefSeq names its product activin receptor type-1-like. The transcript has 7 exons. Gene Ontology annotation, biological process: BMP signaling pathway; dorsal/ventral pattern formation; protein phosphorylation. Gene Ontology annotation, cellular component: signaling receptor complex; plasma membrane. NCBI's taxonomy places the organism in Eukaryota, Metazoa, Arthropoda, Arachnida, Sarcoptiformes, Oppiidae. Gene Ontology annotation, molecular function: SMAD binding; transforming growth factor beta receptor activity, type I; ATP binding. The record is from RefSeq and is a predicted model, not a curated record. Bases 260 to 1954 code for a protein of 564 amino acids.
GUCCUUCACUUCAAUGGUUUUGAAUGAAAGCAAAAUUUAGUCAAAAAAAUGGCGAAUAUUUUGGUUUAAAACUAAAAAAUUCAAUCAAUUUGUGUCUUAAAAAAAGUAUUGUUUUGUUGACAAUAAAUACAAUAAUUGUGUGGACUUUGGUUCCCAACUAUAGUCUUAGCCAUUGUUGAUAUAAGUGACACAUUGUCUCAACAGUUUUGGUGUCUAAUGUCUUGAUUGUGAAUCAGUCGUCAACUGUCGACAGAAAACAAUGGCUUUGGUGUGUCAAUGUGUUGGUCACUGUCCCGGCAAUGUCCCGAACGGCACGUGUCUUAUUAAGACAAAUGGCAUGUGUUUUGCAGCCGUCGAACAGGUCUGGAACAGAGAGACGGAUCAGCUCGAGUUGGAAAAGACAAUGGGAUGUCUGGCUCCCGAUGACGCUCACAUCCUUCAGUGUAAAGGUCAUUUAGUGCCACAUCACGUGCCAAAAACGAUUGAGUGUUGUAAUACACAUGACUUAUGUAAUCUUGAAUUACAUCCGAGUUAUUUCAAUAUACCCACCAAUCAAUACGAAGAAAACAGUCAUUUUCCUAUGAAUUCAUCGCAUCUAUUGGUAGCUCUCAUCACAUCAUUAAUUGUAUUCAUUGUUUUAUUCGUCAUUUUAUACAUCGUUUAUAAACGAUAUAAAAUAUAUUUAAAGAAAUCGCAAAACGAGAGUCUGUACGUCGAGAAGAAUAUUCCGCUCAAAUUAGACAAUUCAGACAAAGAAAAAAUCGAUGUUACAGUCAGUUCUGGAGGUAGUGGUAGCUCUGUUAAGCCACUGCUGGCUAACAGUAAACGAAUUAUUGCAAUAAAAGGCAAAGAAUUAGAUCUCUGGAAAAGCAGCCAAAAGGAAUCGAGCAGUUAUUAUGAUUACAAGAAAUAUAACAACGAUUCCUCAACUAUUGACAAGAGAUUCAUUGCCAGUGAAAGCUUAUCAAGAGAUUCAUUUGAAAAUUCAAUGUCUUCGGGAUCGGGUUCUGGACAACUAAUUCUUAUACAACGAACUUUAGCCAAACAGGUACAGCUGUAUGAAUGUAUAGGAAGGGGUCGUUUUGGAGAGGUUUGGCGCGGCAUUCGCUUCUCACAGAACAUUGCCGUCAAGAUAUUCUUCAGCAGAGACGAGGCUUCUUGGAAUAGAGAGACAGAAAUCUAUAGCACUGUUAUUCUUCGACACGAAAAUAUAUUAGGAUUUUUGGGCUCUGAUGUUACUUCAUAUAACUCGUGUACACAGUUAUGGCUGAUCACUGAUUUCCAUCAAUUGGGUUCACUUUAUGACUACUUAAUUGAGACUCCACUUGAUAUCAAACAAAUGCUAUCAAUUAUACUGUCCAUUGUCUCUGGUAUUCUUCACUUACACACAGAAAUAUUUGGCGGCUUAGGAAAGCCUGCCAUCGCUCACAGGGAUAUUAAGUCGAAGAAUAUAUUAAUGAAAAACACGUACACUUGUUGUAUAGCCGACUUUGGGUUAGCUGUCAUUCACACCCAAACCACCGGUAAAUUAGACGUCGCAGAGAAUCAUAGGGUUGGAACUAAACGAUAUAUGGCUCCCGAAGUACUAAACCAGACAUUGAAAAGCGAUAUCUUUGAAUCAUAUAAAAUGGCUGACAUUUAUUCAUUAGCGCUAGUCUUAUGGGAAGUGGUUUGUCGUACUCGAGUUGACGGCUGUUUUGACGACUAUUGUGUUCCUUAUUAUAAUUGUGUUCCAAACGACCCGAGCUUUGAUGAUAUGAGAAAAAUUGUAUGCAUUGAUCAACAGAGACCUGAAAUACCUGAUAGAUUCAAAUCAAAUAAUAUUUUGUAUAAAUUGGAGAAAAUACUUCACGAGUCGUGGUCUCAAAACCCAUCGUCACGUUUGACGUCACUCCGCAUCAAGAAGUCUCUACUGAAGCUUCAAAAUGAGUUCCACAACGAGUUAAAAGUCUAAACGAAUCCAUUUUUUUGUUGCCAAACAUUGUAUUUAAUAAAAACCAUUAUUAAUACGGUUUAAACUUUAAAAACAUUAUUCAACUCAUUAUAUUUAAUCUUAAAAGACAAUUAUUAUCUAAGUUUAAAUUAUAUUACCGAUUAGUUUUUUACCGAAAAUUUGAUGUUUUUAAAAAAGUAA